Molecule: messenger RNA, 637 nt
Organism: Bemisia tabaci
Lineage: Eukaryota; Metazoa; Arthropoda; Insecta; Hemiptera; Aleyrodidae
Source: RefSeq, a predicted model, not a curated record
AGUACCGGACACGGCGACUCUAAAGUUGUUUUUUGUCUGUGUUUCAGCUUUCCUUCUGAUCGCUCUGGCUGUGAACGUAGCGAUGGUGAUGACCGGGCGAGCGAUCGCCGGGUUCUGCGUGGGGAUCGCCUCGCUGGCCCUGCCGGUCUACCUGGGCGAGACGGUGCUGCCGGAGGUGCGCGGGAUGCUGGGUCUCCUGCCGACGACCCUGGGGAACAUCGGGAUCCUCCUGUGCUACGUGGCCGGCGCCUACCUCGACUGGUCCAUGCUCGCCUUCGCCGGUGCCCUCAUCCCGGUCCCCUUCCUCAUCUGCAUGUUCUUCAUCCCCGAGACCCCUCGCUGGUACAUCGGCAGAAAUAAACACAAGAAAGCAAGAAAAGCUCUGCAAUGGCUGCGAGGCCAGAACGCCGAUAUCUCGGCUGAGUUCGACGAAAUCGAGAAGACCAACGCUGAGAGUAACAAGAACGAGAAAACCGCCGGCUGCUCGGAGCUUUUCGCCAAAAUGUACAGGAGGCCUCUCCUCAUCUCCAUCGGACUCAUGUUCUUCCAGCAGAUGAGCGGUAUCAACGCCGUCAUCUUCUACACCGUCAAAAUCUUCAAGGUGAGUUCAAAAUCACGAUAAAACGCCUGCACGCGU